GGAGCGGAACUCCACAGAUCGCUUUAAGAAAAUGGCAGACAAGCCGGACAUGGGGGAAAUCUCCAGCUUCGAUAAGGCCAAGCUGAAGAAAAUGGAGACGCAGGAGAAGAACACCCUGCCAACCAAAGAGACCAUUGAGCAGGAGAAGCGGAGUGAAAUUUCCUAAGAACCUAGAGGAUUCCCCACCCUCAUCAUCUUCAAGACACCCCAGUCGUGAUGUGGAGGAAGAAGAGCCACCUGCAAGAUGGACACAAGCGACAAGCUGCACUGUGAACCUGGGCACUUGGUGCUGACGCCACCGGCCUGCGGGUCUCUCAGGGGACCACCCCCCAAUCGGACUGCCAAAUUCUCCGGUUUGCCCUGGGAUAUUAUAACAAAUUAUUUGUAUGUUU
Molecule: messenger RNA, 392 nt
Organism: Mirounga angustirostris (Northern elephant seal)
Lineage: Eukaryota; Metazoa; Chordata; Mammalia; Carnivora; Phocidae
Product: thymosin beta-10-like
Exons: 1
Coding region: 32-166 (44 amino acids)
Biological process (GO): actin filament organization; regulation of cell migration
Cellular component (GO): cytoplasm
Molecular function (GO): actin monomer binding
Source: RefSeq, a predicted model, not a curated record